GUGCCCUGCCUGCACUUUUAGUUGGCACAGGGGUGUCAAACUGGUGGCCCUCCAGUUGUUGCGAAACUACAAGUCCCAUCAUGCCUCUGCCUUUAGGAGUCAUGCUUGUAACUGUCAAUCUUGCAAUGCCUCAUGGGACUUGUAGUUUGGCCACAGCUGGAGGGCCGCCAGUUUGACACCUUUGUUGCCAAACUACAAGUCCCAGGAGGCAUUGCAAGAUUGACAGUUACAAGCAUGACUCCCAAAGGCAGGGGCAUGAUGGGACUUGUAGUUUCGCAACAGCUGGAGGGCCACCAGUUUGAAAUCCUAGUAAGCAGG
This is a messenger RNA of Staurois parvus, 318 nucleotides long. Lineage: Eukaryota; Metazoa; Chordata; Amphibia; Anura; Ranidae. The record is from the annotation of a GenBank genome assembly.